GGGAAGAGGACGCUAACAACUGGACUGAAUUGGUGCCGCCUGCCGUUCGUACGCAGUACGUACUCUAGAGACAGCCGCGGAAAGAUAGGGUAGGGUAGGUGACGACGCUAGUCACGGACGGUCCAGUCCAUGUUCAACUGUCAACCCUCCUCUGCUCCAUGGGACUUGACAAGGAAGCGAGCUGAGAGAUAACGACGAGCAGUACUUCCCCUCUUUCCUGGUUUGCAUACCUUCAGUUAUCCUCUCUCCCUAUAGAUUCUCUUAUCUUGAUCCGAACGUACAGCCAAGGCAUUCUGUCAGACGCCCGAACGCAAUCGUCAUGACAGACAACAUCACGAUCCCCGCUGCCGUCAAGGCGGCCGAUAUCAACCUCUGGAAAUGCGCGACAAAGGCCCUCCAGCUUCAAUCAGUAAAACCGGAGAUUGCGUAUUGGUGCAAUUAUUGGGUCGUCAACCAGAUCCUUAACAGGGGACUCCACAAAGAGAAUGACGAAAUGAUGACUUACACGAUGGACUUGAUGGGGAAGCUGGAACAGGCCAAAGCUGAGCACCCGAACGAAGAUGCCUACACAGACGACGAGGUCGGCCAGCUCGUCGUCGACAGAUUCGCACAGGAAACCCUUGAUCGCGCCGAGCGAGUGGUCAAGGCAAACAAAGUGACACAGCAAACUGCCAUGACGUUCGAUGCCGCCGCAACCUUCUUCCACCUGGUCAACAUCUGGGGUCCUCCCGACGAGGAGACGCAACAAAAGAUUAAAUACGCAAAAUGGAACGCCGCACGCAUCGCAAAGGCCAUCAAGGAGGGCAGGGACCCUAACGAAUCCAACCCGAAACGAGAAGAACCCCAACUGCCGGCCUUGGACCCCAGUGAUCCAGAAGUUCAGACAUUGACCGGUUCGGUCGAAAAGACAUCACCACCGCCCCUUUCGGUCACAGUGGAGGAGGUCCCAGACAGAGACUUGCAGAGGACAGACGCUGCCGGCGUGUCUCUGCCAAUCAGCCCAGCCUCGGCUGGCCCAUCCCCGAUAUCCGAAGCCGAACUCAAGCUGCCCGGUGUACCCAGUGGGCUUGCUGAGCCAGCACCGUCAACAGUCUCCUUGGACUUGGACACUCCAGUCUCAGCUCCCACACAUAACCCUGUCAACUACAGGCCUGAGCCCGAUCUCCCAUCCGCCCCCAGCGCACUCUCAUCCUACCCGGAUCGUGAUAUCUCGAUGCCGGACGCGGGCACUGCAGCUUGGACACCGGAUGCUGAUCGCCAGCCUCCCGCUCCGCCUGUCGUUCCUCCCACGUUUGCUCCCAGUGCACCAUCAACAGCUGCUGUGGUAUCGCCCCCUGUCAACCAGCCAACUGACUUUUCCUUCCAGAACCCAGCUCCGCCAGCUGCACAAGCUCCCGCAGUUCCCAGUCUACAGCCAGUUCCUCCCCCACUAGCUGUCUCUGCAGCCACUUAUGCAUCUUCGCAAGUUGCUGGAGGUUUCACAACCGACGAAGCUGCCAUGGCCUCAGCCCAGAAGCACGCUAAAUGGGCUAUCUCAGCACUGAACUUUGAAGAUGUUCCUACGGCGGUGAAGGAGCUAAGGAAAGCGUUGGAGGUCCUGGGUGCAGCGUAGUUGAUAGGUGUUACACGAGCUACGCCAUGACCCUGAUGGAGGUUUAGGUUAUUCGCUGCACGCCCACUGAUACAUGAUCCCCGGGCCGGUCAGAUCUAUUUAUUACCUGCUAUCCAGCCGUAUAUACCACUGAAACCAAGGCAUCAAAAUCGGGGUUUAAGCGGCCGUUAUGCAAGCUCGGGCAAAAAUGCCUUUCACACUAUCGGACACUUGGCGUUUACCAGUGGAACAUGGAAAUUUUCCAGAAGUAAUGUUUACCAGGGCCCGACAAUGAGAAUGUGUAACCACCCAGUGACCGUUCGGCCGCAUAGGGAGCCCUAGGCGAGUCUCGUUCUGACAGCUUCCCGAGAGCUGGGAUAAUACAUUGCGCACUUUGAAACGAGACAGCGAAAACACAAUCUGCCGAUUUCAAGGCAGGUCUGAGGGCUGGUACACAGUCCUUCGCAUCGACUUUGACGAAGCUGGGUGGAAGAGAGGCUGCAGAGAAAGGGUCCAAGCACCCCAGGGAAACUUGCUGAUAGACGUAAUGUCGCGAGGAUGGAGCUAUUGGUUAUGUGUCAAAGUCAGGGGCAAACUGAGCGUGGAAUUCUACUGGUCAUCGACACACCGAUAUGUGCACAUCUUUCGAUGAGUGAGGAUGAUGGCUAUGCAACCCUUUGGUGAUGACCAUCUUCAUCAGUCUUGGUCAUCUCGGGCAGUAAACAACCUUUUGAGAUUUGGUAUUGCGCCUUUUGCUUUUAGGUGAUCGAUUCCGCUGAACACUCGUCGUCCUCAUGUGGCGUAUAUAACGCGCUUCGUCCCGUGGGUAUUUUAAGGGUUAUCUUUUCAUCCCAAAUCAUCUGUCUCCUCUUCAUACACAAUACCGACUCGAACCUUGCUACCCGCAAGUCUCAGCCGGCAUCUUGCAGAUUACAUCAGAUACCCCGUCAGUCAUAGUCUACCGUUUCGGAUCCUAAUUUCUCAACUUACGCCACAACAUCAAAAUCAUCACCGAGGUCUCACAUUCCACCGGGCCCUUCCCGUACAAAGUCUUCGAGCCUCGCGAUACAAACUUUCGGUUUCCCAGGGAACCAACUUCACCUUCGUUUACGCAACGCAAAAAGCAAGCCAAACCAAACACGCACUCAAGUCUCAAGAUGCCUGAGGAAAUUAUCACCAGUAGCGGAAACUACACCUUCACUGGUAGUGGCACGUCCGGCUCUUCUGGCUACACCGGCUCGUCCUCCUCAGGCUCAUCCAGCUGUGGCUCAGGCGGCAGUGAUGGCUGGAGACCCCGCAGCUACGUCCCUCUACCUAUCUCCGAUGGUAGCGCUGCUGGCGGCGGUAGUGGCGGCGGCAGAUGCACCGACGAGGCCAAAAGAAGGAGAUAGACAAAUGGAGUGAUGGUAUACACAAAAACGGGACAGGUGGCAGGAGACUGAAUGGGAUAACGAUGAUCUGACUUACGGCGUUGGGGCAUGACUUUUCUUUCUGUCUCUAGCAAUACUACAUACCCGGCGGCAUGCGG
Messenger RNA from Neurospora crassa OR74A, 3119 nucleotides. RefSeq lists its product as hypothetical. Lineage: Eukaryota; Fungi; Ascomycota; Sordariomycetes; Sordariales; Sordariaceae. The transcript has 4 exons. The coding region runs from base 320 to 1612 and encodes 430 amino acids. The record is from RefSeq and is a predicted model, not a curated record. Gene Ontology annotation, biological process: late endosome to vacuole transport via multivesicular body sorting pathway. Gene Ontology annotation, cellular component: multivesicular body.